AUGACGAUACGCCGCUCCUUUCUACUUGUAUCUCCUAAGACAUCUCCAGAAGAGGUUUUAGGAUCUUUGGAAGUUUCAAAUUCGUCUGUCUCCAUUGAUGGAAGUAGCACUUCAAAUGUUUUGAACCAACAUUUAAUCCGUUAUUCUCCGCAAGAAGUAGAUACAAGAACAGAAAAGAGAGACUUUACUUUAACUUUCUCUCAAGGAAAUGGCGAUAUACCAUGGAUUCCUAAUGGACUGGUUCUUUUUAGUCGGGAGAAGUAUCCAGUUCCAGUGUUAUCCACUAGUCCUAUUUUUGUAAAUAACCGCUGGUAUUGGUAUAAACCAAUUGAAGAAACAUCUUUACAGGAUAUCAACACAUUGUUGAACUGGCUAAACUUCGAGACUCUGGAAUCUCUACCUGUGGGAAUUGAGCUGUUUGUAAAUGAAGAUGCCGACUUAUAUAUCUACCAAAACAAGAGCACAAUUGAGGGUAUCAAUUCAAAGGAGAAACAUGAAUUUGCCCUUGUCACUGAAAUGGACUCAGGUGAGGUGGAAGUCGAUCGCUUUGUUCAAGGUAUUAAUGGCCAGUCAAUUGACUCAAUUCAUCCGACUAUGUUUGUAUUCUCACCGUUUGCUACAUCUUCCGGUAAUGUCAAGGUCACCAUUGAUCAACACUCAAAUGCCGCAUUGCAUCCUAUAAUGGAGUUCCAGAUUCAACAAUUUGAUAAGUGGGAUAUGAAACCAAGCGAUUUGGCCAUAUCUGAUUCUUCGGAAUGCAGACUCAAAAUAGACCUUUGGAUUGUUAAGGACUUUAUCAUUGAUAAAUACGAAAUUCAAAGGUUGAUCGACAGAGGCCAAUCGUGUAUUUCUAGUUUCCAGGUAAAUGAAAUGGAUCUUGAAUUACCUAAUUACAAAGUUGACGAAUGGGGGAGCUGGGGCAAUUUUCAAAUAGACCCACAAUGUUUAGCUUCAAAAAAUGGUUCAUGGUCUAUUCCUACACAUUUAAGGUAUACUUUUCCACAGGAACACAUGUAUUGGCUACUACCUCCAUCUGUUCAGGUCUAUUGGGAAUGCCCGGUCAAUUCUGAAACUUCUGUGUCAAUAUCGCAAUCUUUCUUUACUGACGCAAAUCGUGGAUUCAAUCAUUCUCAAAGGAGAUACUAUUAUAACAUUACGGAAGACAUCAAUAUCUACAUGCCCACAAUUCCCAAAUCAGCCACCUCUUCUAUUGACUUUAUGACUGCGCUUGUAGUAGGUGUUGCUUCUUUGAUUAUUCUUAUUCGUUGUCUUUCGUUUUCCAGGGUUUAA
This is a messenger RNA of Pichia kudriavzevii, 1290 nucleotides long. RefSeq lists its product as uncharacterized. The coding region runs from base 1 to 1290 and encodes 429 amino acids. The record is from RefSeq and is a predicted model, not a curated record. Gene Ontology annotation, cellular component: endoplasmic reticulum membrane; glycosylphosphatidylinositol-mannosyltransferase I complex. Gene Ontology annotation, biological process: protein processing; GPI anchor biosynthetic process. Lineage: Eukaryota; Fungi; Ascomycota; Pichiomycetes; Pichiales; Pichiaceae. The transcript has a single exon. Gene Ontology annotation, molecular function: mannosyltransferase activity.